This is a messenger RNA of Cucurbitaria berberidis CBS 394.84, 1356 nucleotides long. Its product is annotated as methionine aminopeptidase 2-like protein. Gene Ontology annotation, biological process: proteolysis. The coding region runs from base 1 to 1356 and encodes 451 amino acids. The transcript is spliced from 4 exons. Lineage: Eukaryota; Fungi; Ascomycota; Dothideomycetes; Pleosporales; Cucurbitariaceae. The record is from RefSeq and is a predicted model, not a curated record. Gene Ontology annotation, molecular function: metalloaminopeptidase activity.
AUGGCGGCCAAAGUGGCAGACGAUGUCGCCAACUUGAAGUUGGACGACUCCAACGGCAAACCAACCAACGGCACAACACAAAACGGCGACAAGACGGCAGGUGAUGCAGAGCACGAAGACUCUGAUGACGACAACGAAGCUGAGGAUGGCGCUCCCGAAGCUGGCGAAGGCGCAGCAAAGAAAAAGAAGAAGAGAAAGCCGAGGAAGAAGAAGAAGGCUGGCGCAGGUGCAGCAGGUGUCCCCAAAAACCAGUCUUCACCACCCCGUGUGCCCAUCGCCGACCUCUUCCCGAACGAUUCCUACCCCGAGGGCGAGAUCUGCGAAUACCGCAACGAGAACGCGUACCGAACGACCAACGAAGAAAAGCGCCACCUCGAUCGCAUGAACAACGACUUCUUGACCGAGUACCGCAAAGGCGCAGAAAUCCACCGCCAGGUCCGACAAUGGGCACAGAAGUUCAUCAAGCCUGGUAUGGGCCUCACCGAGAUCGCUGAAGGCAUCGAAGACUCGGUCCGCGCACUCACAGGGCACCAAGGCCUCGAGCCGGGUGACGCCCAAAUAGCUGGCAUGGGAUUUCCCACAGGCCUGAGUAUAAAUCAUUGCGCCGCCCAUUACACGCCAAACGCUGGCAACAAGAUGGUUGUAAACUACGAGGAUGUAAUGAAGGUGGACUUCGGCGUGCACGUCAACGGCCGCAUUGUCGACAGUGCCUUCACCAUGACUUUUGACCCGGUGUACGACCCCCUCGUCGAAGCGUGCAAAGCCGCCACCAACGCCGGCAUCAAGGAAGCUGGUAUUGACGUCCGCAUGAGCGAUAUUGGCGCAGCAAUUCAGGAAGUUAUGGAGAGCUAUGAAGUCGAGAUCAAGGGCCAGAUGUUGCCGGUGAAGUGUAUCAGGAACUUGAAUGGCCAUUCGAUUGGGCAUUAUACGAUUCAUGGAGGAAAGACAGUACCAAUUGUGAAGGGAGGGGAUCAGACGAAAAUGGAGGAGGGGGAGACUUUCGCUGUUGAGACAUUUGGUAGCACUGGAAAGGGAUAUGUUCGGGAUGAUAUGGAGACAUCACAUUACGCCAUGCGCGGCGAUGCGCCCAAGGUCGCCCUGCGCGUCUCGUCAGCGAAGACACUGCUAAACUCCAUCACCAAGAACUUCGGAACACUACCUUUCUGCAGACGCUAUCUUGAUCGUUUGGGUCACGAUAAGUAUCUGCUAGGCCUAAACAACCUCGUUAGUGCUGGCAUCGUCGAGGCAUAUCCACCGCUAUGCGACGUUAAGGGAAGCUAUACGGCGCAGAGUGAACACACAUUCAUCCUCAGGCCGACGGUCAAAGAGGUUAUCAGUCGAGGCGAUGACUAUUGA